GAAGAGGAGGGGUUUAGGAAGGAGAGCUGAGGUGUGUGUGUGUGUGUGUGUGUGUGUGUGUGUGUGUGUGUGUGAGUGUGUUGGUGAGUGUGUGUGUGCGCAAGGGAGAGGAGGAUGAAGCAAAAGGGGACAGAGUGUUUUGCUUCUCUGGGUGUAAUGGUCAUCCCAAUCUUAUUAAGCUCUGCGUUCUUCCUUUCUACUGGUCUCCUGGCUCCUGGGUUUGUGGGAGUGAAUGAGUGUGUGUGAGUGUGUGUGGUGUGUGGUGUGUGUGUGUGUGUGUGUGUGUGUUAAAACAAGAGGAAAUCUGCUGCUGGGAGUUGCUGAAAGAGCGUGAGCUGACACACCGAGAAUUUCCCCGCUUUACGUCUUUCUUUUUGACAUCUGGUCCCUCUCUUUGCAUCUUUUGCUGUACCAGAUGAAAAUGUCAGUAAAGGUAGAAACUCUGGCAAAUGGGUCAGAAAGAUCAGACUUGUCCAUGGCUCUGGAGGACUGCAUGACUGCAAUGGAUAUGUUCCUGCGAAAUGACUUUGAAGAGGCUCUGUGCAGACUUAAGAGCAGGACUAAAGACAGCAUGUAUCAUGCACUCACAUAUGCGACCAUUCUGGAAAUGCAGGCUAUGAUGACCUUUGACCCUGAGGACAUCUUGGUGGCCGGAAAUACAAUGAAAGACGCUCAGGCUGUGUGUCAGCGGCAUCGUAAGAAGUCUUCUUUCAAUAGCAAAAACUUUACAGAAGAGGAGCUCCAUGCUGAAGUGUGCUAUGCUGAAUGUCUCCUCCAGAGGGCAGCACUGACCUUCUUACAAGAUGAAAACAUGAUCAGCUUCAUCAAAGGAGGGAUGAAAGUGAGGAAUAGCUAUCAGAUAUACAAGGAACUUCAUACAGUCCUGAAGUCCUCCAGUUAUGUUCAGGGUGACAAUCACGGUCACUUUGAGGGUGGAGUGAAGCUGGGAGUGGGAGCAUUUAAUCUAAUGCUUUCUCUGUUGCCCACCAGGACCCUGCGGCUGCUUGAGUUUGUGGGUUUCUCUGGUAACAAGGAUUUUGGUCUUCAGCAGCUCCAGGAGGGCUCUGCAGAGAACACAUUCAGGUCUUUCCUGUGUAACAUGCUUCUGCUCUGCUACCACACCUUCAUGAGCUUCAUACUGGGCACUGGAGAAGGAGAUGUGGAAGAUGCAGAGAAACUGCUGCAGCCAUAUCUUAAGCUAUAUCCUAAGGGCUCCAUUUUCUUGUUCUUCGCUGGCCGAAUAGAGGAAAUCAAAGGCAACCUGGAUGCUGCCAUCAAGCGCUUCGAGGAGUGCUGUGAAGCCCAGCAGGUGUGGAAGCAGUUCCACCACAUGUGCUACUGGGAGCUGAUGUGGUGCUUCACCUACAAGCGUCACUGGAAGAUGGCCUACUUCUACGCUGACCUGCUGAGCAAGGAGAACGCUUGGUCCAAGGCCACCUACGCUUAUAUGAAAGCUGCCUACCUUAGUAUGCUGACUCGGGAGGAAAGCCAGCCAUUCGGGGAGAGUGAGGUGGCAUUGUUCAGACAAGUGCCUGGCCUGAAGCAGAAGAUUGCCGGGAAGUCACUACCUACCGAGAAGUUUGCAAUCCGCAAGGCUCGCCGUUACAAUGUGGACAACCCCAUUCCUCUGCCAGCCCCGCCCCUGGAGAUGAUGUAUAUCUGGAACGGCUACACGGUGAUCGGGAAGCACCGGGACCUGACGGAGGGCAUGCUGAAGGCGCUGGACGAAGCGCAGCGGAGACUUGAACAGCACCCCAAGACAGAGUCCUCCAUAGAUGACCACUGUGUGUUGAGUCUGCUGAAGGGCCUGUGUCUCAAACACCUCGGCCACAAGGAGGAGGCGGAGCAAUACUUCACUCUCGUCCUCUGCAAUGAGACGCAGAUUAAGUUUGACCACUACCUUGUGCCUAAUGCUCUGCUGGAGCAUGGCUUGCUAUGUCUGGAAGAGGGAAGGAGAGAAGAGGCCAUCAAACUGCUGGAGAUGGCCAAGCAGAACUAUAAGAACUACUCCAUGGAGUCACGCACACACUUCCGCAUCCAAGCGGCGCUGCACAAAGCACGAGUCCCGAAAGAGAACGGCGAGCAUUGCUCCCACUCUAGCCCCUAGCAGCCGGCAGGGGUCAGGGAGGUCACAGUGUCGGUGCGUGCCAAGCUCAGGUCUUAGGAGCGGGGUAAGCACCUUGGGAGGCAAGAGAAAACAACCACCACCUGGACCAAUUAGAGGCGGCAGACUGAGCCUCUGACGAGAGAACACUCGCUCCAUUAAACACAUGCACAUGCACACACACACACACACACACACACACGCACACACACAGGUACAUAUUUACAUAUACAAGAGCAUUUCUUUACAUUAAAGACAAUCACAGAACACACAGAACCACAGGUGCAUGCACAGAUAGGUGGAGCCAGUCCAUUGUGCUGAGGCCAAAAGUCUAGUACUCCAAGCUUGCAAUAAUGUUUCGCUCGCAUCACCUAAAGGUGUCUGUAGCCCCUUCAAACAGUGUUCAGUUCUCACAUUGGUUAUGCCCUCUGACCAUUAACACUGUGGCCUACAUGUGACAGCAGCACACUGGCUGUGCUCCCUGACAAAUGUUUUGAUCAUCAUGCACAAAGUACUAGAUAACAUUAUUUUGCAAGCAAAGGGAAACAGAAAACAAAGUUAAAUGCCAGAAUUCAGGUAGUAGCAAAAAAGAAAUGUUCAAUUGUAUAAACAAUGUUGGUUACAUGAUUUAAUAUUCAUUCUGUGUUCCCCUUGUACCGAGACAUCAAUUUUUUACAGUACAAAAAUCUCCCACUCCUCUGAAAACAGAGUAGGCCCUAUGGCAGCCUCGUCUCUCUCUUCUUUACCAUGCCGGCUACAUGGCCAUCGCAAAGCUGUCAAUUAUGUAAAUGUACCAUUAGGAGUUUGUGAGUUUAUGUGAUCGUUCCGUCUUUCUAGUAUUUAUUCUCUGUGAUGUCAGCUUGGAAAAAUUGUCCGAUUUUAAGUGGACAGCAGAAUGUGUCUUUUAGAAAGGCAGUGUCCAUGUGGACUUGGUCCAGAUAGUACUUGAAUGCAAACAAGUGAGUCUUUCAGAUAGAUAGGAGGAGCCAUGGCUGUCUGAUCUAGCUGUGGUAACAAAUGCAUUGACAACCACUUAUAGCC
Electrophorus electricus (electric eel) is the source of this 3145-nucleotide messenger RNA. RefSeq names its product tetratricopeptide repeat domain 39A (gene ttc39a). The record is from RefSeq and is a predicted model, not a curated record. Gene Ontology annotation, molecular function: protein binding. NCBI's taxonomy places the organism in Eukaryota, Metazoa, Chordata, Actinopteri, Gymnotiformes, Gymnotidae.